Molecule: messenger RNA, 291 nt
Organism: Apus apus (common swift)
Lineage: Eukaryota; Metazoa; Chordata; Aves; Apodiformes; Apodidae
Gene: SPINK1
Product: serine peptidase inhibitor Kazal type 1
Exons: 4
Coding region: 1-291 (96 amino acids)
Molecular function (GO): protein binding
Source: RefSeq, a predicted model, not a curated record
AUGAAGGCAACUGGUGUCUUCCUUCUCCUCUCCCUGGCACUCUGCUGCUACCAAGGAAAUGCUGAGAUGGAUGGAGCUGCUGGCAGAGGAACAGAGGCAGCUUGUGGCAAUUAUGACCUAAGAAAAGGUUGUACGAAGAUCUUUGACCCCGUCUGUGGCACAGACAACCUCCUGUAUGGCAAUGAAUGUCUGUUGUGCGUUCACAACCUGCAAAGAAAUACUCAUGUGCGCAUAAAGAACAGGGGAAUGUGCCAAAAGCCCUCUCCACGCUCCAACUCUGCUCAAAAAUAA